Corylus avellana is the source of this 772-nucleotide messenger RNA. Its product is annotated as inner membrane localized protein. Gene Ontology annotation, cellular component: chloroplast thylakoid membrane; chloroplast inner membrane. The record is from RefSeq and is a predicted model, not a curated record. NCBI's taxonomy places the organism in Eukaryota, Viridiplantae, Streptophyta, Magnoliopsida, Fagales, Betulaceae.
UGUUUUUGUUUUCAAACAAUGGCUGCUAUUUCGAGUUCGUUGAUUUCGAUGAGAAAUCCUCAAGCCCAGUUAUCUCCUGGAUCUACUCUGAAGCCAUCGAACCAAUUUGUUGGGAAUGCAGCUCCCUCCAACUUGUUGCUUGGUACCAAUCGUGUAGGGAAAUUGCAACUUUGUACAUCCAGAAGGCCGCUCAUAGUUCAAGCUGGGUAUAGUGAUCAUGGAGGGCCAAGCAGUGCAAGCAUCUUUGUAGGUGGCUUUGUUUUGGGAGGACUCAUAGUUGGCACACUCGGUUGUGUAUAUGCACCUCAGAUCAGCAAAACACUAACUGGAGCUGACCGAAAGGAUUUAAUGAGGAAACUGCCCAAAUUCAUAUAUGACGAAGACAAAGCUUUGGAGAGAACACGGAAAGUACUGGCUGAGAAGAUUGCACAGCUGAACUCCGCUAUAGAUGGCGUUUCAACUCAGCUCCGAUCAGAAGAAGAGCCAAAUGGUGUGGAUGUGAUCUCAGAUGAAGUUGAAGCUGCCAUAUAAUUGCUCUUGAUUAUGUCAUGGACUAGCCUUAUCUACCAGUAACUUCCAGAUUAAUAAAUAUUAGUUGAAUUUCUUGUAACACCUUUUUCCCCCUAUCAACAAUCAGUUUAGUUGUUUCUUCAACAUGGUGACUUUUUAGACUGGGUCUAGAUAUUUUGACAAAUAUUAUUCUGGUGAAUUGCUUGGAACUGGUGUCAAGUUCUAUGCAAUAUUAUUCUAUACGUGUGUUCCAUCCUGUGUA